UUUUUCCCGUGCUCCUCUCGGCCAGCAGCCCAGCACGCUGUCGGCGCUAUAGCAACGGUAGCUACCUGCGGGGAGACAGUGGCGACAGGCCAUGUCUGGUCCAACUGAUGAGACGGCAGGAGACCUGCCUGUGAAAGAUACAGGUCUAAACCUCUCUGGAAUGGGAGGGUUACAAGAAACUUCAACAACACGGACAGUGAAGUCUCGCCAGGCAGUGUCACGUAUCAGUCGUGAGGAACUGGAAGACAGAUUUUUGCGUUUGCAUGAUGAGAACAUUUUACUUAAACAGCAUGCCCACAAGCAAGAGGAUAAAAUUAAAAGAAUGGCCACCAAGUUAAUACGGCUAGUUAAUGACAAGAAAAGAUAUGAGCGGGGUGGUGGCGGCCCCAAGCGGCUGGGACGAGAUGUGGAAAUGGAAGAAAUGAUUGAGCGGCUGCAAGAGAAAGUGCAUGAGCUUGAAAGACAGAAUGAAGUCCUCAAAAACAGACUCAUUUCAACCAAACAGCAACUUCAAAUCCAGGGUUACAGGCAAACACCGUACAAUUACGUGCAGUCUCGUGUUAACACGGGGCGUAGAAAAGUGAAUGAAAAUGCAGGCUCACAGGAAUGCCCCAGGAAAGGUAUUCGCUUCCAAGAUAUUGACGUAGCAGAAACUCUACAACCCAUGCUUACAAAACAUGGCAACAGUUUACUUGAAGAAGCCAGAGGAGAAAUAAGAAAUUUAGAAAAUGUUAUUCAGUCACAAAGAGGCCAGAUAGAAGAGUUAGAGCACUUGGCUGAGAUCCUGAAAACUCAGUUGAGGAGAAAAGAAAAUGAAAUUGAGUUCUCUCUUCUUCAGCUUCGAGAACAGCAGGCUACAGAUCAAAGGUCAAACAUUCGGGACAAUGUAGAAAUGAUUAAGCUUCAUAAACAACUCGUGGAGAAAAGCAAUGCUCUUUCAGUAUUGGAAGGAAAAUUUAUUCAGCUUCAAGAGAAGCAGAGAAGUCUCCGGAUCAGCCAUGACGCCUUGAUGGCAAAUGGAGAUGAGCUAAAUAUGCAACUCAAAGAGCAGCGUUUAAAAUGCUGCAGCCUUGAGAAGCAGUUACAUUCCGUGACAUUUUCUGAAAGAAAAAUAGAAGAGUUGCAGGAUAGAAUUAAUGACUUAGAAAAGGAACGGGAACUUUUAAAGGAGAACUGUGAUAAACUUUAUAACAGUGCCCUCAGUGCUGCCCACGAAGAGCAAUGGAAGCUAAAGGAACAGCAGCUCAAAGUGCAGAUCGCUCAACUCGAGACUGCCUUAAAGUCUGACCUAGCAGACAAAACUGAAAUCCUUGACAGAGUCAAAACCGAAAGAGACCAAAAUGAGAAACUCAUCCAAGAAAAUAGAGAACUACAGUUACAGUAUCUGGAACAAAAGCAACAACUUGACGAACUUAAAAACCGCAUGAAGUUUUACAACCAGGACAGUGAUAUUAAUGCUGAUGAAUUGAGUGAAGCUCUCCUGCUUAUAAAGGCUCAAAAGUCACAAAAAAAUGGAGACCUUUCCUUUUUAGAGAAAGUAGACAAUAAAAUUAACAAAGAUCUAGAACGCUCCAUGAGAGAGCUACAAGCAACUCAUGCAGAAACGGUGCAAGAGCUUGAAAAGACACGAAACAUGCUAAUUAUGCAACAUAAAAUUAAUAAAGAUUAUCAGAUGGAGGUUGAAGCAGUGACCCAGAAGAUGGAAAAUUUGCAGCAAGAUUAUGAACUCAAAGUGGAACAGUAUGUUCAUCUUCUCGAUAUCAGAGCUGCACGCAUUCAGAAACUAGAAGCCCAAUUAAAGGAUAUUGCCUAUGGCACCAAGCAGUAUAAAUUUAAACCAGAAAUCAUGCCAGAUGACUCUGUUGAUGAAUUUGAUGAAACCAUUCACUUAGAACGAGGCGAAAACCUAUUUGAAAUCCAUAUCAACAAAGUAACCUUUUCUUCUGAAGUUUUCCAGGCGUCUGGAGAUAAAGAGCCUGUCACUUUCUGUACCUAUGCUUUCUAUGAUUUUGAGCUACAGACCUCUCCCAUAGUGCAAGGCCUCCACCCAGAAUAUAACUUCACUUCUCAGUAUCUUGUUCAUGUUGACGACUUAUUUUUACAAUACGUUCAGAAGAAUACUGUCACUCUUGAGGUCCACCAAGCUUACAGCACAGAUUACGAAACACUUGCAGCUUGUCAGCUGAGAUUCCAUGAAAUUCUAGAAAAAAGUGGUCGAAUAUUUUGCACAGCAAGUUUGGUUGGAACUAAAGGAGACAUCCCAAAUUUUGGCAUAGUGGAAUACUGGUUCAGAUUACGAAUUCCCAUGGAUCAAGCAAUUCGACUUUAUCGAGAACGAGCAAAAGCUUUGGGAUAUAUAACAUCAAAUUAUAAGGGGCCAGAGCAAAUGCGUUGGUCAAGUCAGCAGGCACCCAAAACUGCUCAGCUCAGUUCUACUGAUUCCACAGAGGGCAACUUAAAUGAACUUCAUAUUACAAUAAGAUGUUGCAACUGUCUGCAGUCCCGAGCAAACCACCUUCAGCCACACCCAUAUGUUGUGUACAAGUUUUUUGAUUUUGCAGACCACGAUACAGCCAUCAUUCCCAGUAGCAAUGAUCCACAGUUUGAUGAUCAUAUGUGUUUCCCAGUGCCAAUGAAUAUGGAUUUGGACCGAUACCUUAAGUCAGAGUCUCUGAGUUUUUAUGUGUUUGAUGAUAGUGACACUCAAGAAAAUAUUUACAUAGGAAAAGCCAAUGUGCCUCUGAUUUCACUGGCACAUGACAGGUGUAUCUCAGGAAUAUUUGAGUUAACAGAUCAUAAAAAGCAUCCUGCAGGAACCAUCCAUGUUAUAUUGAAAUGGAAAUUUGCUUACCUUCCACCAAGUGGAUCUAUAACUGAAGACUUAGGAAAUUUUAUACACAAAGAAGAGUCAAAAGUUGUUCAAAAACUACCUCCAACAUCCUCUAUUAGCACAAUAGUUGCACCAACACCUAAACCAAGACAGCGUUUAACACCUGUAGAUAAGAAAGUAUCUUUUGUGGAUAUCACACCACAUCAGAGUUCUGAGAUAACUACUUCUCCUGAAGAUGGGAAGGAAAUUUCAUCAGAAGUGGAGCAUACACCAGAAAUAGAAAUUAAUAUGCCAACUCUUUCACAUAUUCCUGAGGUUUCUCAAGGAAGCAGUGUAACGAAGGUAAAAGAGAAUACUGAGAAAAUACAAGGAAGAGAUGAUGAUGUGUCUUGUCUCUCUGAGGGUCAGCUUGCAGACCGAAGUUUGUCUUCUUCAGAAGGUGAAACAGAAAUAACUGAGGAACUAGAACCAGAAGAUGAGGAAGAGAGAUCAGCGUCUGACAGUGAUGAGUGUAUUAUUCCUGGUGCUGUCUCCGAGAAUAUCAAACAGCCAUCAGAAAAAAUUCGGAUUGAGAUCAUAGCUCUAAGCCUUAAUGAUUCUCGAGUAACUGAAGAUGACACUAUCCAACGGCUGUUCGUUGAAUGCAGAUUCUACAGUCUUCCUGCUGAAGAGACACCUGUGUCACUUCCAAAACCCAAGAGUGGGCAGUGGGUCUACUAUAACUAUAGCAAUGUGAUCUACGUGGAUAAAGAAAACAACCAAGCAAAGAGAGACAUCUUAAAAGCUAUCCUACUGAAACAAGAGAUGCCCAAUAGAAGGUGUCAGGAGCUAAAUGCUGGACAAGGUGAAGUCCCUGAACUUAAACAGAGUUUACAUCCCACUGAGGAAGGCAGACACCAACAAGUAAACCGAUUACAUAUUACAAUAAGUACAAAGAGAAAGUUAAACAAGUUAGAAUAGAACGGUGAAGGCAGAUCUAAGGAGGUGACAAAAAGCUGGAUAGUGAGGGAUGAGAGAACCCAGUCAGGUCAUGAACAGCCUCAGGAACACCAUUCAUUCCAGGCAGAGGGAGCUCCAGGCACACAGGAAGACAUAGAGGUGUGCGUCUAGGACCCGGCAGAGGGGUUAGCAAGGCAGAUUUCGCUGGGAAAGGGAGAGUUUUGCAGGAGGAGAGGGAGGAAGCAGAGGCAGAAGCAGCCCGUGUGUCGCUUCCCGUCUCACCUCCACAUGGGUACUUGGCAUCGCCCCCCUGUGUCUGUCCCGGUCCUCAGACUGGGUCCUCUUCGGGACGCGAAACAAGGUGUCCACUCUGUUUUGGCUUAAAGCUGAGACAUAAGAUGUCUUCUGUACAGUUUAAACUAAGCCAGACUGUGGCUUUUACAUUAUCUUAGUGCACCUUCUUUCCUUUUCAAAGCUUGACUUCGCAGUUUCUUAAUUUCCUAUUUGACAUCUCACUUGGCUCUCUGUAGAAUUCAAAACAAGAAAUACUGAAUGUGGGUUUCUAGCCAUUUCUCUGGCAUCUAGAAAGGUUCGUUUUUCUUCCUUUUUGUCUCAGAAUUCUAAUAUAUUCAGUGGAGGUAAAGGUCUGCAUUUGUAAAGCGAUAGAGAUAUGAUCCUUAAAUAUGAGACAGUACAGGAGGAUAACACUUAACAAUAUUAGUGCGAUCUGUACAACCUCUAUUUUUCUGUAAGCCUUGUGGAUGUACAGUGUGCAUCAACUUGUUUGACUGAUACAGUCAUCGUAUGAUUUGGCAAUUUCAGUCCUCAACAGAAACGAGCAUUCCCCAGGUCUUCUUCUUCUCUUCCAUUAGAAAUGUAGAAGCUUAAGCAGUCCUACGUAGAUUAAUAAUGAUAGUCAUAAAAGUGGAAACACUGUGUUUACCAUGUUCCAGGCACUCUUUACAUGUAUCAUCUCAUUUGAGUGCCCGCAAGAGCCCUGAGAUAGGCAUAACUCUUCCCAUUCUACAGAUACAAGAUCAGAGAGGUUAAGCAAUGUGUCCGAGGUCACAAAGUUAAUAGUAGGAAAGCAGAAACUGGAACUCAAAAUGGGUGCCCUUAACCACUCCAUCCUAAUCCCUCUAUUUUAUGCAUCAUGUAAAGCAUUCAGUGUAUCCACUUAACAGACCAGCAUCUGCACUCUUGACAAUUAUUGUGCGAAUAGGUAUUGCCUUUGAUUUCAACCGAAGGGAUUCGUAAUCAAAAUGUAUUGCUGACUGAUAACAGGGACUCCAUAAAGGAAUUAAACGUUGAAUACUUAUUUUCAGCAAGUUAGUUAAAUACUAUCAUGUUUACCUAUAAGCGUUUGGAAAAGAUUUUCUUUGUGCAUAUGUUUCAAGGCAUGAUUUCUCGGAGACUUAGAAUUUCAUCUAAAAAUGUUACCUAAGAAACAAGUUUCUUGUCUUGUAUCUGAUUUGGGAUGGAUACGUUCUGAAAAUGGUUAAAAUGGUAGUUUACGAGCAUCCAUGGUUUAAGUUAUGCUGCCAAGACAUAUCCAAAGAGUACUUAACUGUAAAUUCCUGUCAUUUGGUCAAUCCAAGUGUGUUUGGCCUCAGCACAAGCCACUAAUUCAAAUCAGUUCCAUCAGAACCUUACAAUUAUGUGUCUAAAAGUAAAAUAAAACUUGGAUGCUAUGAUUGUGAACUAAAACAUUGCUGAAGUAACACAAACACUUCAUGUAGCUCUUGGGCAGAACUACCACAUUUACCUGACGUGACUCAGGAUGUUACCCGGCGAGUGCCGUGUCUGUGUUUCGCGGACACAUAUGGUUGGAGAGACUGCUUAGUAGUCACUCUGAAGGUGUACGUUUCUAUAGAAAAUGUUGCAUUUCUUUUGAAAACGGGGCCCUGAUCUCCCUGGUCCUUCUCCAUUUGAUCUUUCUAACUUAAAAAUAGAUGUGUCAGGGCACCUGGGUGGCGCAGUCAGUUAAGCAUCCGACUUCGGCUCAGGUCGUGAUCUCACGGUUCGCGGGUUCGAGCCCCGAGUCAGGAUCUGUGCUGACAGCUCAGAGCCUGGAGCCUGCUUUGGACUCAGUGUCUCCCUCUCUCUCUCUGCCCCUUCCCUGCUCAUGCUCUGUCUGUCUGU
Neofelis nebulosa (Clouded leopard) is the source of this 5911-nucleotide messenger RNA. It is a transcript of the gene RPGRIP1L, whose product is annotated as RPGRIP1 like. Gene Ontology annotation, cellular component: photoreceptor connecting cilium. Gene Ontology annotation, biological process: non-motile cilium assembly; retinal rod cell development. Lineage: Eukaryota; Metazoa; Chordata; Mammalia; Carnivora; Felidae. Bases 92 to 3790 code for a protein of 1232 amino acids. The transcript has 25 exons. Gene Ontology annotation, molecular function: thromboxane A2 receptor binding. The record is from RefSeq and is a predicted model, not a curated record.